Molecule: messenger RNA, 3832 nt
Organism: Sander lucioperca (pikeperch)
Lineage: Eukaryota; Metazoa; Chordata; Actinopteri; Perciformes; Percidae
Gene: c14h18orf54
Product: chromosome 14 C18orf54 homolog
Exons: 15
Coding region: 183-1898 (571 amino acids)
Source: RefSeq, a predicted model, not a curated record
UUAAAGAAGAGCAUUAACCCCAUCUAAGUGGAUGGCUUAGCUUUAACGUUACCCGGGAGCCUUGAAUUUGCUGUUACGAACAACUGUAAAGUUAGUCACUGUGAAGUUAUGCAGACACCGCGAGAUGUAACGUUAGCUAGCUAACAACGUUAGUAAAAAGGAAACAUUCUGGAGUGAAAAUCAUGGAGUCCGGCGUUGACUUUCCGUCUCCUGAGUCGACAGUGACCUCGCUGCUGUCUAGUUCAGGUCACCUGAGGAGCAGCCUUCUGGCUCCUGAACACAACACCACCUUCAGAUACAGAGACAAGAUCUAUGACUCGGCCUCGGCAGCGUUGGACGCCUACAUCACAGACUUUGAGAGGAGCCGUCAGAACAGCGGCUCGUUGACAGGAAGUCUGGUUCUGCCGCGCAGUCGGCCCUCCACGCCGAGCAGACCCAGAGCGAGCACGCUCAGGAACAAAGAUGUUCUCAGGGAGCGUUUGACCGAGAGGGAGCUGGACUUCUUGAACCUCCCCGUCAGCUCUCUACAUCACCGUGGCAACCGGGACCGACUCUCCAUGACGACAGACGAGCUGCUGUCUAUCCCUUACGACGGCUCGAUGCCUGUCACUCACACCUCCGCCUUCAUCCAUGGUCUCCUUUCCCAGUCCGGAGCCCCCCAGCCUUUCUCCUCUUCCUCCAGACCCGCACACAGAACCUGGGACAGACCUAGCAGCAGCCACGCCGCCCCCCACCUGAACCACCACCACCCUCAUCCAACCAGGACUCCCCGGAGCUCUAGGUGCAGAGAAAGACCAGGGACAGUCAUGUUUAAUCCAGAUGUUGACAUCUCCUCAGUCAGCUACUAUAGGCAGUCUGCACACAGAGCGGCAAGGUCAGAGUGGGCAGAGCCGUCUUCAUCCCUCCACCUCCCCCGCUGGUUCACCAGUAACAAGAGUGACAUGGACUGUUCUGGAAUCACCAGUGUGCCCGACCUGGAGUACCCAGCCUGGGUCCAACGCUGUGAUCUCAGCGAGCCGCCUCCGUCCUCCGAGUCAGAGCCGUGGGACGACCACGGUACAACACCCCCUGCACGCCACCAACACUGCCAAGCUCCCAGAACUCCGUCCUGGGUAGCAGAGCUAGAGGAUGAUGAUCCCGACCACAAACCUAAACAGGUUGACAGCCAGCAGACUCUCAGAGAUCUGAGACUUCAGUUUGCUGAACAGAUUUCUCUACUGGCUGCAGAGAGAAACACCUCUGACAUCAUGGAAACGCUGUCCAGAGACAACCGGCUCGAGUCUCUGAUCCAGAAGGCGGAUCAGGUGUUGAACUCUCUGUCUCAGAGUUCUGGAGAAGCAGAUCCAGGCAGUCCUGCUGAUUGUGUUGAAGAAGCUGUCAGUCCAGCGAACACUGAGGAGCUGCUGCUCUGUUCUUCCUCACACUGUCGUCCAUUCACUCGGGACUUUGCAACAGCAGCAGCAGGAGGGGGCAUCACUGAGGCUCUGACUGACAUUAACGCUCAGGCUCAGGGCUCCGGUCUCCAUAGAAACAGCAUCUUAAAGCAGCCUGGUCCAGUGGAGGCUCUGAAACAGAUGCUGUUCAGACUGCAGGCAGUGGAGGCAGAGGUUCAGCGGCAAACGCAGGCAUCGGUAGCUCCAACAAUCUCCAACAAGGACGGGUGGCAGACAGAGAAGACUCCAGAGAAGCAGAGGCCUGAGAGUGAAGCAGAGCUGGAGAGUUUUCCUGGUGGACCGUCACUACAGAGAGCUAUGCACCACCUGAGCCGUCUGAAGGUGCUGGUGGAAGAAAGGGAGAAGAAACAUACAGAGAAAGAAGAGGAGAAGGACGAAGAUGAAGGACGCUACUCCUCUUCUUCUGCCGAAGGACUCAACUGCAUUCGGCAGAGCCCCACCUGAGAGUGGCUAGAGGCCGGUUUACCGGAGCAAGGCAGUUCCAGUCAGUGUCGCCGUCGGUCAGUGUUCUCACUGGGCUCUCACUCGUGUCCAGCAGCAACAAACAGCAGAUGGUUCUGCAUAAAGUCUGCUCUGGAUUAGUAUUUCUUUAGAUGAAAAGGUGCAAUACACAGUACAGGGACCAAACCAGUCCCAUUUGGAAAUUGAUAAAAUGUGUGUUGAAGUUGUGUGAACAGUGUGUUACAGUGAAGGAAGGUGGGAAAGUUUGAGCGCGUCCUUUUCCAAGUCUAAACUGUCACUAUAUCCUGAAUCAGAUCAUCUGUAAAAAUGAACAUUCCUGUGCCUCCUCCUGGCGCUUCUAAUGGCAUAAGAACAAACAACCAAUCAGAGCCGAGUAGUCUCUGCAGUAACAGAAUCCUGAUUCAGAUAAAAUCAUCGCUGUCUAGUUUUACAGUUUGUCAUAGUUCAUGAGCUAAGUCAUAAGCUGUGUCCGAAACCGCUCCCUCAUUCACUCGCUCACUAUUCUCUAUAUAGUGUUUAUUAUAUAUAGGGAACGACAAACCAGAUUUCGGACACUACACUGAAAACAUCGUUGCGUCAGUAGAUGCGCCCGUUAUGGUAUGACGGAGGCUGGCGCGCCCCGCACCAUGUAAACGAGCCGAAACCAAAAUACUUUUAAUACAUCCCUGAAACAAACGAUCACUCAGGAGAAUAGUGAAAGGUUGUAUAUUAUGUGUUACAUUUCCACUGUUAAGAAGUCAAAGUCCGCUCCAUUUUUUCCUUUUUAGUUUUUGCGAUGCUUCUUCUCCUCCAGGAAAACGCGGCUGCGUUGCAUUGUGGUAUACGGGAGUAAAAUGUAGGGUACAUGGUAUGUACGCUCAACUUAGUCAACCGCGGAGAAUUCGAACACCGCUACAGAAUGGCGAACACACUAUAUAGUAUAGUGCUCUAUUUCCAUGAUAGGGAACGGUUUCCAACACAGUUAUUGACACUCUUCUCGGCUCUGAUUGGUUGUUUUCCUUACGGGCGCAUUGGAAACAUGCAAAUGCCAUUAGGAAAACUAUGGGGAUUGUUGUUAUUUUUUACAGUGGAUCUGUCACAUGUAAUACUGUCAGGAUAUAGUGACAGUUUCAGCAAAUAUGGCCAAAACUUAUUUUUAUAAAAGUUACUGCAGCUUUUUAAAGGAACACUCUGACCUUUUGGGAAAUCCUCUUGUUAGACAUUUUACCAGAUUCAGAUGAGAGGACGGUAUCAACAGCUGUAAUGUUAAGUCACUAACUUCCAGUUUUUUUUACAUUUCUAUUUAAAAAAAAAAAAAGAGAAAAAAAGUUGAACGUGGAAAUCCGACAGCUCCGGUGUUGAUCGCAGGUUGAUUUCUUUUUUUCUUCACUUUUGAUGAAGCUAGGCUCCCGCUUCCAGUCUUUGUGCUAAUGUCCAGGACAUAUCUCUCUGUACUGGACACAGAGAGGAAACUGUGAUCCAGCUUCUCAUCUAACUCUGCACAGAUUAACAAGAGGAUUUAUCUUAUUGUCACAUUGUUGCUCUUUAAAUGCCAGCUGAGUUUGAAGCUCUGCAGUCUCUGUGAUUACAUUAACAUGCACAUAAUAUUCCGUUUUUGCCCUUAUUCCGAAAAGACGAUAUUCUGACUAAACUGUUUCCAUGGCUAAUGGAAGUGAAUAUUCCAUUAAUAUUCCUGUUUACAUGUAGAUGGCAGAUCCCUCUUUCAUUCCUUCAACCAGCUUCUUGAAAAGGUCGCUGUAGCGAUGUGCGCGUGUAUCCAAAAACCUGUUGAUAUCCAAGUCUUUGAUAAUGUUUAAAAGUAGCUGUGUUUCUCCUUAUCAGGUCUGACUGUUGGCUAGUUGGUUUGUGUACAGCAACCAUAGCAACGCACAGAGCUGACCAUAAGCCGUAAACGGGCAAGAGGCCGUAAACUGCGG